Molecule: messenger RNA, 3594 nt
Organism: Falco peregrinus (peregrine falcon)
Lineage: Eukaryota; Metazoa; Chordata; Aves; Falconiformes; Falconidae
Gene: THAP12
Product: THAP domain containing 12
Exons: 7
Coding region: 573-2654 (693 amino acids)
Molecular function (GO): protein dimerization activity
Source: RefSeq, a predicted model, not a curated record
ACAUACAACCCCCCCUCCCUCCGGCCCGCGCAUUUAAAGGGGCAGCGGCGCCAAUCCGGGGGACCAUGCCGAACUUCUGUGCGGCCCCCAACUGCACCCGCAAGAGCACCCAGUCCGACCUGGCCUUCUUCCGCUUCCCCCGGGACCCGGUCAGCAACACUGGAGGUGAAGGGAUUCAGGCUGAUUUUUGGCUGUCCUUGACAACUCUGUGCCAGUUCUAGAUGUGCCAUCGCUGCCACCGAUUUGUCUCUGUGUGGUUGCCAGGAGGUGAUUCAAAGGAGUUACCGUAAUGUGAGGAGCUCUGACUUUGCUCCCUGGCAGUCUUCCUCAGCUUCACUGGGUCAAUGAGAGAGGCAGGUGCCUGUUACUGCGCUCAGUUAAAGUAGAUGAUGGUGAAUCCAUUCAGAGCUGUGGAUUUCCUCAUUGGGGCUGCCCACCAAAACAUCUGAGGGGACAGCCCUCCUUCAUGUCAAAGAUGGGUAGAGAACUGUCGAAGGGCAGAUUUAGAAGAUAAAACUCCAGAUCAACUCAACAAGCAUUACAGAUUGUGUGCUAAGCAUUUUGAGACUUCUAUGAUAUGUAGAAGUAGCCCUUACAGGACAGUUUUACGGGAUAAUGCCGUGCCAACUAUAUUUGAUCUUACAAGUCACCUGAACAAUCCCCACAGCAGACACAGGAAAAGGAUAAAAGAGCUCAGUGAAGAUGAAAUAAGAACACUGAAGCAACAAAAGAUUGAUGAAGCUUUUGAACGGGAACAGGCAACUCAAGAAUUGAACGAAAGCAAUGAACAAAAUACUGUCUCAGAAGAAGGAGGGGAAGAACAAGAGGAAGAAGCUGGCCCCUUGACAUUGGAAGAAAGAGAAAACAAAGAUUACCUUAAGUCUUUGUUUGAAAUUUUGAUCCUAAUGGGCAAACAAAAUAUUCCUUUGGAUGGCCAUAAUGUUGACGAGCUGCCAGAAGGUAUCUUUACUUCAGAUAACUUUCAGGCUCUACUGGAAUAUAGAAUAAAUGCUGGAGACGAAGUUCUGAGGAAACGAUUUGAGAUGACUGCAGUCAAUCUUGAGUACUGUUCAAAAACUCAGCAGAAACAAAUGCUUGAGAUCUGUGAAAGCUGUGUUAGAGAAGAGACGCUGAGGGAAGUAAGAGACUCACACUUCUUUUCUAUUGUCACUGAUGAAGUAGUAGACAUAGCAGGAGAGGAACAUUUGCCAGUGUUGGUGAGAUUUGUUGAUGACGCUCAUAAUCUAAGAGAAGAAUUCAUAGGCUUUUUGCCGUAUGAGGCUGAUCCUGAAAUUUUAGCCGUUAAGUUUCACGCAACUAUUACUGAAAAGUGGGGUCUAAACAUGGAGUACUGUCGAGGUCAAGCCUACAUUGUCUCCAGUGGGUUUGCUUCUAAAAUGAAAGUUGUGGCUACAAGACUCUUGGAAAAGUAUCCACAAGCUGUUUAUACGCUGUGUUCCUCGUGUGCCUUAAAUGUUUGGCUAGCAAAAUCCGUUCCGGUUGUUGGUGUUUCCAUUGCAUUAGGAACAAUUGAAGAAGUUUGCUGUCUGUUUAAUCAGUCUCCAGAAUUACUAGUAGAACUGGACAACACAAUUUCUGUUCUUUUUCAGAACAAUGAGGAGAAGGGUAAUGAGCUGAAGGAGAUCUGCCGUUCUCAGUGGACAGGCAGGCAUGAUACUUUUGAGGUUUUGGUGGACCUCAUGCAAGCAUUGGUGCUGUGCUUGGAUGCAGUAAGCAGUGACUCAUCCGUCAGGUGGAACAACUUUAUUACCGGUCGAGCAUUUGUACUUUCAAGUGCAUUGACAGAUUUUGACUUCAUUGUCACUAUCGUAAUCCUGAAAAAUGUUCUGUCUUUUACAAGAGCAUUUGGAAAAAAUCUCCAAGGACAAACAUCAGAUGUGUUUUUUGCAGCUAGCAGCUUAACAGCAGUGUUGCAUUCUCUGAAUGAAGUGAUGGAGAAUAUUGAAGUUUACCAUGAAUUUUGGUUUGAGGAAGCAACAAAUUUGGCUACAAAACUGGACGUACAAAUUAAACUCCCAGGAAAAUUUCGCAGGGCACAACAGGGGAACUUAGACUCUGAGGUAACAUCAGAAAACUACUACAAAGAAAUCCUUAGUGUCCCCACAGUGGAGCACAUUAUUCAAGAAUUAAAAGAUAUAUUCUCAGAACAACAUUUAAAAGCUCUCAAGUGUUUAUCGUUAGUGCCCUCAGUCAUGGGGCAGCUCAAAUUCAAUACUUCUGAGGAGCAUCAUGCGGACAUGUACAAAAAUGACUUGCCUAAUCCAGACACGCUUUCUGCUGAGCUUCAUUGUUGGAGAAUCAAGUGGAAGCACAGAGGAAAAGAUAUUGAACUUCCAGCUACUAUUUACGAAGCACUUCACUUGCCUGACAUAAAGUUUUUCCCUAAUGUUUACGCACUGCUGAAAGUCUUGUGCAUACUUCCAGUGAUGAAGGUGGAAAAUGAAAAAUACGAAGUGGGACGAAAGCGCUUAAAGGCAUACCUGAAAAACACCUUGACAGAGCAAAGGUCAAGCAACCUAGCUUUGCUGAACAUAAACUUUGAUAUAAAACAUGACUUAGAUUUAAUGGUGGACACCUACAUUAAACUCUAUCCAGAUAAAGUGGAAUUUCAAGACGACCUCAAACAACUCUGAAGGAGCAGAAGAUGCUUAAUUUUUUAAGCUCUAACCGAUCUGUUGAAACAGCUUUUUAUUAAUUGAGUUUCAAUGCUGAGGAAAAAAAUUGUGAAAUUAAAAAAAUCAUUGCAGUUGUAUUUCUAUUUUAGGUCUCAAACAGAAGAAGCUGUGGUCAGUGACCCAAGUUAUGUUUUGUUAGUCUCAUUAAAUGUGUUAUGCAAGCAAAACAAAGCCUGAAAAUAAGCCCAUGCUCUUGGCAGAGGUGUUUUCUACAUCCGAUUGACUUAACUAGGUGCUGGUUUAUGUUAUUGCAUCAUGGAAAAAGUACGUUGUGAUUGUAGAUCUGAUGGGGCAGUUAUAUAUUUGCUCAUGAAUUAGGAUAAGGACACCACCCCCCCACACCACAAGAUAUUAAAAAAGAGGAUAAUCCAUUUGAGUUCUGUUACUUAGGAUUUUAUUCUUGAAAACUUUUUGAAAAAGUCUUUGCUGUAUAUUUAAAUUGGCAUUUUGGAGAGUGGAUUCAGCUAUUGCACGAUCCCCGUGCUGCGGACUGUUCUUGGUGUAAAGUGAAUGUUAGUAAUAUAGAGGUACGUUUACGGUUUCAUUGGGAGAGUCAACCUCUUUAAUCUCACGAUGGCUGUUUACAUUCCUUUGUGUGAGACACAAUUUUUCUUUUUCUUUAGGCUUUUAACAAGCAUGGCAGGAGUAUUGAAACUCCUAAAAGACACUAAAAACUUAAAAUUUAUUUUACAAACAUUUAAAUCUGUUAGUUCUAUCCUGACUGACACAAACCCAUGCAUCUUACUGUCUAUUUGUAAACUCAUGCAGGAAAGAUUAAAACAAGAGUUUGUUGUUUGUCUAGAAGUAAGUUUGAAAAUAUUGCUGUUUAUUUUUGGCAAGAAUGAAACAUUUUUGUACAGUUUAUUGCAAUUUAAAAUAAAAUGUGAAUUGCUUUGUA